UGGGAUGGAGGAGGAGUCAGAAAGGACACUGAUGACUGUUAAACUGUCUUAUAGGGAGACUGAAAUGGUCUGUGGGGGGUGGAGUGAGUGAGAUACACAUCACAGGUUUGACAGGAAGAGACAGCACAGUGUGGUCUGAGCACAGCUGAGCUGAAAAUCAUGAGGCCUCCAAGCUCUGAAAGAAAGUUUUAAAGGAAGCAGAGAAAACUGACCUGUUGUUAAGGACAAAUGAAACUAGCUGCUGUAUUUAGGCUUUUAUGGAAAAUACUGAAGGAAAGAAAUAACAAGAAAUAACACCCAGCAACCACGAUUAACCAGAACCCUGUGGUGACUCAGCAGAGCUGAGUCUCUGUGGACUCUCAUGCUUCUCAAUAACAGUCUAAAGAAAACUUGGAUGGUACAAAGAUACGACUGGUUUUUAGAUCUGUUGGUUUAUGAGCAAUGAUGCACCACAGGGGAUUCUAACACAGUAAAAUUAGAGCUGGGUACAAACAAAGGGCUCAAAAGAAAAACUAAAAAAUCUCUGUAAAACAGUAAAAGCAAGAAACUGGUCUUUAAAGCAGGAAAGAUUCAGGACAUUUGAAGUUCAUAAAAAAACACUGGCAAAGGUAUCCAAAGAUUCAUGAGGCUGAAUCAGAGAGAACGACAAGGAAAACAGGGUCUAAACACAGAAAAGGACUGAAAGAGGAAAAUGGCUGGAACAUUGGACACAAGAGACUAAGACAAUCUGACAACAGACUAGAGAGAAAACAGCUUAAAUACAAGAGGAGGAGGGGAGACAAUUGGACACAGGUGCAACACAUUAAGGCAGGACAGGUAAUCAAAGAGGCGGAAAAACAGGAGGUCAGGAAGUGAUUCUGUGUUAAUCACAGUGAUCUUAUCUGUAUAAAGGUAAAUAUAGUAUUAUCUCUCACGUAUUUAGUUUUGAUUCUCACAUGCAUCUUUGUUUUGCUCUCAGUCUUCGUCUUUUUUAAUGUUUGUUUUUGAUCUUAGAAAAAGAAGAAGGAAAUGAAAACACACAAUGUUUGAUGGAGGAGGAGUCAGAGAAAGACACUGAUGACACAUUUCCUUAUAUUGAGUCUUUGCAAGAAUGAAGGAGUGAGUGAGUGAGUGAAGUACACAUCACUUAUUGGAGCAAAAAGCACAGUGUGACCUGAGGACAGCUGAGGUGAAAAUCAUCAGACAUCUACAGUCAAACUUAUUUACAUAAUUGCAGAGCCAGAUGACAGCGUCUUCCUCAUUAAUCUGAGAUACCUACGGUAUAAAUACAUAGAGAAAUGGUGACAGUUUAUGUUCAACCUCAAAUAUAAAAAGAUAAUAUAAGGAAAGUGUUGAGUUCACUGACAGUGACGUAACACAAUGAACAAAAACAGGCAAAGUAGAACCAGCUUCAAAUUAUUAGUGAUUGAAAACAGUGCUGCUGUUACAGAGGACAAACUCAUAGGAACAGAGUGUAGCAUGACUCUGUUUGUACUGUGGAAAUGUGUACUCUUCUAAAACUAUCAACAUGAUGGGAGUUUGAGAAUGCAUCACAAAAAACAGCAUCAACAGCAAAUGAGAGAAAGUAAAGUCUGAUUAAUGAACAGAACAAAUCAAAUAAGAAAAACUAGGGAAAUUAGGAAUGAAGACCUGAUUCUCUCUACAGUUGGUGGUUUAGAGUUCAUGUUACCGUGCCUCUUAUUGUUAUUGGGGUUGAUACCAUACAUUAAAAUGACGGCCAAAUUUAUUUUAAUCUCCAUUCAGUGAAGACUUUGGUUCACAAUGUGUUGAGGACAAAGACUGACAGCAUGGGAGCUCAGAGCCAAAUGUGAGCCCAGAAAAAGACGUGAUUCUCAGUUGUCUGAUCUCAGCAACACGUCUGAGACACAGUUUUCAAGACAAAUACCUUGACCUCAACUUGCACUGCAUCAUGUGAAUGCAACUGUUGUAUCGCGUUGUCGCUGCUUGAUGGUAUCUUUGUGCUGCCACUAAAAUAGAGCACUAUGUGUGAGGGGUAUGGGAGGUUAUUGUGUGGCCCGUGCUCCACAAGAUAAGUAUAGAAAAAACCACCUCCCUCUUUAAUGAAACCUCCUUCCUGAGGCUCAGUGAUUUGAAGUUCCAUUGCAGUAAGAUGAUCAUAUGCACAAAGAUGAGCUUUACUAUAAUAACAGCUUUACUUCUCUCCAGCCUCAGUAAGUAAUGGCACUGAAUUACUCUCACACUGUGCUCCAUGGAGAACUUCUGUCUCACUGAAUUAUUUCCUGAUUAUUUCUUAACUUUUGCUCCGUGAGCAUAAAAGUUUGUGUCAGCACGUAUUUUCUUGGAGGCGUUUCUGUGAUGAGUUAGAGGAACAGAAAGAAGAAGAGCACACCUCCUCUUUAUGUUGAAGACGUACCCUUCCUGGACUCACUUCAGUUACGGACAUUGCAGAACUUCAGUCGUGCACACGAUGAUCAACUUUACCUUGAUAACAGCUUUCAUUCUCUGCAGCCUCAACUGGAUCUGUGUCUCAGUGUCUGAGACUCAGACUGUGGAGGUCCAGCCUGGUCAAGAAGCCAAACUGCUGACCAAUAUUUCCAAAGAAGAAACUGUGACAUUCUGGUCCAGACUGAUCAACAGAACCAGAGUCAACUGUAUCUCUGUUAUGUUCAAGUCUGACAGCAAAGCUGAAUUCUGUGAUGGAUAUGACAAUGGGAAAUUUGAAAUGAGAAUUGCUGGUUCGUCUGUCUUUCUCCGAAUCAAACAAGUGGAUUUCUCUGACUCUGGACUUUAUUUCUGUGGAUUUUACCACAGUGGACGUCCAAAUUUCACAGUGAUUGAUUUAAAGGUAACAGGCAGCAAUGAGUCACAUGAUGACAUGGAAAGAAAAUAUAAAGAAGAGUGUGAUGGAACAGCAAAGCUGAUGAGUAUGAUCCUGGCUGGUCUGAGUGUUUUCCUUGUUUUCCUUGUAAUGGUCAUCAUUGGUCUGGUUGUUCAAAACAGGAAACUUCAGACAGCUGAUAAAGAAGAACAGAAGCCAGAGCAAAGUGAGAAUCAUGGCUCUGAUGAGAUGAACUACGCAGCAGUGACUUUUCGAGCAAAAGCAAAAAGAAGAGAGCUGGAGCCAAAUGUUGUUUAUGCUGCCACCAGAUAGACUCAGGAGGAAACUGGAACUGAUGCUGUAUCACAUUCAUAUGCUCUGGGUCUUUGUCUGGCUUGUUGCUCAGAGGAAGAAACACUCUGGUCAAAAAAUGGCAUUUUUGCAAUAAAGAUGUGAUGUUGAUCCUUUU
Toxotes jaculatrix (banded archerfish) is the source of this 3248-nucleotide messenger RNA. RefSeq lists its product as uncharacterized. Lineage: Eukaryota; Metazoa; Chordata; Actinopteri; Toxotidae. The record is from RefSeq and is a predicted model, not a curated record. The transcript has 6 exons. Bases 2360 to 3112 code for a protein of 250 amino acids. Gene Ontology annotation, biological process: response to bacterium.